UGCAAUCAAUGAAGAAUGCAAAUGAAUGUAACUGAAAUUCAAUAAAGGCUGCGCCAUGUGGAUUCCUGUGCUCUUGGUCAUUUCCAAUUUCCUGUUGCUCUCAAAUUCAGAAUCUGUUUGCAAACAACCGAACACCGGCACUGUGCUGUUCCGUAACAUCGACAUCCACAGGCGACAGUGCUGGAGCAGUGAGGAACUCGCCCUGCUGUACACCCGCCGCGCGAUGAUGGAACUGGUGCCGAGACAGAUCCCCCACAACAUCCCCCUCAUCCUGGAGUACAUGCAGAUCUGUCUGACCACACUCAAGGAGACGGUCACGUCCAAAGUCGUGUACGACUACAUGUUCGCGGCUCUGGCAGACACGUUCGGCGGCUAUCUACAGACCUACGGCCUACCACUCCUUCAUGAGGCCUAUUACGAGGGGUACGUCUCCUACGACACCGCCGUCGGUUUCCAUCGUCUACAGGACGAGUUCAAGGGCUUCUUGAUGACGAAUGGGGAAGGGUGGACCAGACCCAUGGAGGUUAGAAAACACAUAAAUCGCAUACUGCCACUAAAGCUACCGACCACGGUGAGCAGCAAGCCUUGCGCUCUACUCUUCUCCGAGGCCACUUGUCUGAAAUCGGCUGCUGACGAGCAGUCUGACGACACAAAUCAGACAAACUCCUUGAUCCCUCUGCCUAUCCUCGACGACAGUAAGCAACCAAAUUCCAUCGCUAUCCCGUUUAAAAAUCGUGCUUUGUUCAAUUUGAAAAAUAGGAACUCCUACGAUAUUUUGAUCAAGUAUUACAUUGAAGCUUCACGAUGUAUUACCAAUUCCCACAAGACAGGCACUGAGCAAGCGGAGUUCGAUCACGUGUUCUCGGACUGGCUAAAGACUAAAGUAGGUCCACACCUGAAAGACGAAGCUUGGUAUGUCGGCUUCAGUAACGUCUUGCGGAUAGAAGAAACAAUACAUCAGAGAGGCGGGAUGGUCGCUGAAGGCUCUGCUCGGGAGAGAGAGGAGGAAUCUCUGUUCUCGGAGCUGGAGAGUGAAGCACAGCUGACACAAGCUGCUUACAUCGCUAUCGCUAUUAUCCUCAUAGUUUCCCUACUAGUCAUCUGCUUCCUGUACUGGGCGUUCAUCAAGCACUGCUUCAUGUGUUGCGGCAAACUCGACGUGGAGUCGGCAAACAAUUCGGGGGACCCGUCAGAGACGAGUUCCCUGCUAAGUGGAACCGAGGAUUCCUCCAACGGUCCCUCCACUAAGGGAAGAGCUAGACGAAAGGGUUGUAAACAUUUCAAGAACAAAUCCGAUUCUACCAAUCCAGACUCUCAGAGUAUCAAGAGUGUUACUGACGAGAGUCGAGUGGCGUUAAGCUUUGGAUUGGGAAAGGGAUUUCCACCCCGAUGCCGUAAGCACCGCCAUUAGAUGUAUUGUAAUAUGUCUAUAUUUACAGGUCUUUAUUUAAUAGGCAAUAAAAUAAAUUUAACUAAUGUCCAA
Messenger RNA from Homalodisca vitripennis (glassy-winged sharpshooter), 1483 nucleotides. RefSeq lists its product as uncharacterized. The record is from RefSeq and is a predicted model, not a curated record. The transcript has a single exon. The coding region runs from base 56 to 1411 and encodes 451 amino acids. Lineage: Eukaryota; Metazoa; Arthropoda; Insecta; Hemiptera; Cicadellidae.